Syngnathus acus (greater pipefish) is the source of this 1136-nucleotide messenger RNA. RefSeq names its product mitochondrial ribosomal protein L1 (gene mrpl1). NCBI's taxonomy places the organism in Eukaryota, Metazoa, Chordata, Actinopteri, Syngnathiformes, Syngnathidae. The record is from RefSeq and is a predicted model, not a curated record. The transcript has 9 exons. Bases 93 to 1055 code for a protein of 320 amino acids.
CAAUCGUGCCAAGGAGGUCUUUGGUGCCAGCUGCCGGACGGAACCGUUUUGCGUGGUCAUGUUUCAGCCGGACCUUGUUCGGCCUCGCCAAGAUGGCUGCCUGCUCCCGUACCGUAUUCAAAGUUGCUGCAGGAUGUCGGCGGCAGCUACUCAGCGGCAGCGUUUCCUCCUCCAAUUUUCCCUCCAACAACAUUCCCGUUCGAACUUUAGCUGCCGUCAAGCAAGCUUGGAAGAAGGGCAAGAAGGAUGAGGCGGCCGCCGUGCCAGAGGUGAAGAAAGAGAAAAGGGUGGUGAAUGACUCGGGCCGCCACAAGCCCUUUGGGAAGACGGCGUGGGUGCCUGUGGACGACGUCUACAUCCUGAGGUACUACCCCAGGACCAUCUAUGAACCUUCUGAGGCCAUAGAACUGCUUAAGAGCUUCCAAACUUUGGACUUCACUCCGCAUGACCAGCCCGUCUACGUGGACCUCAAGCUGGACAUGAAACUGGAGAAGAAGAAAAAGAUCGACCCGUUUGUAAGCACAGUGCAUCUUCCUCACCCUUUCAAGGAAGAUAUGAACAAAGUUUUGGUUUUUACCGAGGAUGCUAACCAAGCGAGAGUAGCUCGGGAGUGCGGAGCUGCGAUUGUCGGAGGCAGCGAGCUCAUUCAGCAGAUCUUAGACGACGAGGUGGUGGCCGACUUCUACGUGGCCGUGCCGGAAAUGCUGCAGAAACUUGUGCCGCUGAAAAACAAACUGCGAAAGAAAUUCCCCAAGAGCAAGAGGGGCUCAGUUGGCGUCAACAUCCCCAAAAUGCUGUCACUGUUCCGCACGGGUCACGAGUACACGGUGGAGCGCGAGUGCUACGUCUGGACGCAGGUGGCCACGCUGGACUUCUCCACCGUGCAAAUCCUCGCUAACCUGCAAAGCAUCCUGACCGACGUCCGAUCACAUCGACCCGCCGACAUGGGGCCCCUGAUCGAGCGUGCCAUCCUAUCCAGUCACACCAGUGAAGCUGUGUGGUUCAAAAGUGAAAGUCUUCAACCAGAAACACCCGAAGACCACAAACAGCAAUAACAGCCUCCUGUGGAGAUUUUCUACUUAUUAUUGUUCUUAUUAUCAAGAAUAAACAUGAUCAUGCGAGAUGGGUCGCGUCCA